AUGAUACCUUGCUCUGAUGAUGUUCGUCAUACGACGGACAAAAGCUUAGCACCUUUUCACCGGAAUCGAAGGAGAUUACCUCGGAAACAGCCUCAGCAUGAAUCUUACAGUAAAGCCAAUCGACAACUGGUCAAGAGGGAUCCGCCGUCGUCUUCUGGUGGAAUAGACCUUGGAAUCUCUUCACCAAACACUUUUACUCGAAACGGAAAAUCUUUCUCUGAUGAUGUCUGUCACUGUACAGACGAAAGCUUUGCACAGUUUCAUCGGCGAUGCAGGACGGUGAGCCGAAGACUUCUUCGCACAAUUCAACAGUCUUCCUUACGCGACAAUCCUCCGUCGGUUUCCGGUCAGAUCACAUCACAGAUUCCUUCCAACCAACUUUCCCUUUGA
This is a messenger RNA of Protopolystoma xenopodis, 390 nucleotides long. Lineage: Eukaryota; Metazoa; Platyhelminthes; Monogenea; Polystomatidea; Polystomatidae. The record is from the annotation of a GenBank genome assembly.